Molecule: messenger RNA, 535 nt
Organism: Impatiens glandulifera
Lineage: Eukaryota; Viridiplantae; Streptophyta; Magnoliopsida; Ericales; Balsaminaceae
Product: cytochrome P450 71D10-like
Exons: 2
Coding region: 1-507 (168 amino acids)
Molecular function (GO): iron ion binding; heme binding; oxidoreductase activity, acting on paired donors, with incorporation or reduction of molecular oxygen
Source: RefSeq, a predicted model, not a curated record
AUGAUAAGAUCAAUCAUCAAUCAUGAGAAUAUCCUUGAUGAAGACGAUCUUGAUAAACUAGUUUAUCUAAAGUCAGUAGUGAAAGAGACAUUAAGAUUGCAUCCUCCGGCACCACUUGGAGUCCCUCAUCUAGCAACUCAAACAUGCAAGAUAAAGGAGUUCGAAAUUUGCAAAGGAACUAUUGUCUAUGUGAACUUGUGGGCGAUUGGAAGAGAUCCCGAGUAUUGGGAAAACCCCCAAGAGUUUUGUCCCGAGAGAUUUCUAGACAGUGCAAAGAAUAUUGAUUUUAGAGGUCAAGACUUUGGGUUUAUCCCUUUCGGGGCGGGUAGGAGAGGGUGUCCUGGAUUGAACCUAGCAGUUGUAACUGUGGAGCUUGCAUUGGCUAAUUUACUUCACAAAUUUAAAUGGGAGCUUCCUCCUGAGAUGAAGACAAAAGAUAUUGAUUUUGAUGUUAAACCGGGUUUUACCCUGCAUAAGAAAAAUGACCUAAUUCUUAUGCCUAAUUAAGAAUAAUAUUAUCAGUACUGUUGAAAUA